AUGAAAUUCCCAACCGAGAAUCCGAGGAAACCAGGGACCAUGAACCCCCCACCAGGUUAGACCGUCAAUGAAUCUUUACAUGAGUUAACUGCUGCAGUGAGUCCGCAGCUCUGCUGUCUAACAAUAACACCAGACUCUGGAACAGGAUCCUCUGUCACACCAGCACCACAGUGACACCUGAUAUGGAUCCGGAUUUGAAUCUGGUUUAGGUUCAUUCUGCAAAAUGUGUUUAGUGGAAGGCUGUAGAGUGCCAAAGUGUUUCAGUGUCACAGCUUUAAAACCUUUACUUAAUCAGUAUAGGGACCAGGCUGCAUGAUGUAAUAAUAAUACUAAUUAAAAUAAUAGCCUAUUAAUAAUAAUAAUAAUAGUAAUAAUAGUAAUAAUAAUAACAAUAGUAAUAAUACUAGCCUUAUAAAAAAUAAAUAAUUACCUUAUAAUAAUAAAAUAAUAAUAAUGAUAAUAAUAAUAAUAAUAAUAAUAAUGUCCACAGUGAGCUGCUGCAGCAGAUUGUAAACAGGAGCUGUAAACAAAAGAGUGAUGCAGAGUGACGUUACCUCCUCUGUUCUGAAACAGCACCUCCAGCACAUGUUCACCACCUGAUCCUUUUGCAUACUAUCUUACUUGUGUCAAUCAGGUGUUUAAAAUCCUCCACCUCCACCUCCACAUGAGAACUGGUGUUACUCCACACCUUUUGUUGUGAUAUUAUACCUGCAGGUGAGCGAGCAGAGAUGUUCAGCAUGCGUCUGCUAAGAUCAGCUCUGAGGCUGAACCAGGAACUAAGCAUGUGCUCAACAUGUUGGUUACAUGUAUGAUGUCUAACAUGUGAUGGAUGUGUAGACAAGGUGUGAAUAAUCUGACAGUCUACUUGUAGUACGUUACAUAAAUCAAAGUGUGUGUGUUUUUUCUGAGUGGCGUUGAGAUUCUGUUAUGUAACAUUGUUAGUGAUGAUGAUGAGGAUGAUGAUGAUGAGCAAGAAUACUCCUCUGCUGAGAGCUAAUCAACACUCAAACAGAGAGGAAAGAGUCACAUUUCACCUUUCUGAACACAGAAGGUGUGACACACCUAAAUAAUGGUAAGAAAUCAUCAUGAGAGUGUUUAUUUCCUUAGUGACAGACUUAUAAAAUCACAUAUCCAGAUCACCCAAUCACAUUUAAUAUGAAUAAAAAUGAUUAAAAUUUUGUAAAAAAUUAUCAAAAUAUUCCUAAAAUGUAUGAAAGUAUAAUCAGAAAUGACCAGAGUACCCUGAAGUUCACCAGAUAACAACAUGAAUUAAUGUGAAUUUAUGGUCAGAUAUGUUUACAGUCUACAUUGACAGCUCUCUUUGGCAGUCUGAGUUUUACUCUUGAAAACAAGAUCAAACCUGAAAAAGACGGAGUUUCAAUGCAGUUUUUAAGUUUCUGAUAAAAACAUGAGUGAGUAGACCUUGUGUAGAAUUUUUUUUUUAAAACCAUCUUUCUCAAAGCUCAAAAAUAAACUUCCCGCAGCUGCAGCCUCUAAAUAUUUAAUGAUGAGGACCACUGUGUAGAAAUGGGAAUAUUUAGCUCUCCUGCUCACCCCUCCUGAUGUCGGUGAAGCAAAGGUGGCUGUUGAGGACAAGAAGCUCCUGUGAUGAAUGAUAUGAUCCCUCAUUUGGGAAGUUUUUACUGUCAAAAGAAAUUCUUUGCACGACAACAACUUGUCUUCUUGGUUUGUAAUUGGUACAAUUCGUGAAGCCAGUCACUAAAUCCAAAAACAUGUGUGUUACUAGUUUGUUGGGACCUGCUUGAGGAAGGAGACCCAUGUUAUUUUAGAUAAAGAGAGCUCAAAUAGAUUUUUGUAAUUAGGUGAUCAUCCUCCAAUUUAAACAUAGUUGUAAAUAUUCUUUUUCCACCAAAUAUGUCAUGUUAAACCUGACUCAGUUCUACGAACUGCACCUUUAAUGAUAAACAUCAAUACCUGAUACAUCCUUAGGACUUAAGAUGAAUAUUUAAUAGCAAGAAAUACUGAGAAUACAGUUGCUGAAAUGCCACAUCAUUACAAUUGUUUAAAAUCAAAGAUGGUAGAGCUAAAGAAUGAAGGCAAAGAAAGGUUUACCAGAAAACAUCUGAACAAAAGCUGUUAAUCAAAUAUUAAAAAAUUAAAAGUGGAAAAGAGACAUAAAAGGGUGUGAAACGGUGAAAGUUGGAUGUUGGAUUGCAGACAGUUUGAAGAGGAGGGUUAAAAAUACAGACAUGAUUGAAGGAUUAAUGACAGUCCUGAACUAAAGUUCAAAUAGGAAAGAAGAGGGACAAGGACAAAAGGACAGACAUGGAGUAAUGGUAAAAAAUCAGACAGCAUCAGGAGGAGCGGUCGGUGUUUUCAUGUUCUUUGUGUCCAGCUGUGAACAUCUGUGAUCACAGAGUGACGGAGCAGCAGGUAGAGACUCUGCUGUCUCAGACUGAAGGACUUUAUGCUUUCAGAUCUACUAAAAAUAAAACCAAAGAGUCCCUCCAUCCAUCUGCUUGUCUGUCCUUCUGUCCUUCUCACAGACACAUGUCAUCUGUCUGUCAAACUCAAGACUUUUCUUUCUUUCUUUCUUUCUUUCUUUCUUUCUUUCUUCCUUCCUUCCUUGUUUGGGCCGACUGUGCCCCUCCUGGUGUAGUUUUCCUCACUCAGAGACGUUUCUGUGUUCCUGCAGUUAUUGUAUGUCUGUCUAUUUUCAGUGGCUGUCCAGACCAACCUGGUCCCCCCAAAGAAGGUCCAGCCGGGCAUGCUUCAGUCCAGCCUGGUCCAGGCCAGCGUGGCCACCAUGCAGAACCCGAUGGGCUGUGCAGUGCCUCGGCUCUCCGUCUCUUCACGCCCUCCCAGUGUGGUGGCCAGCAUGGAGGCAGUGGCGGAUGGCUCAGCGCCCUUCACCAUGAUGAAGUUGAAGACGGUGCUGGCGGUGUUCGUGGUGGUGGUUGUUUACCUGAUGGGGGGAGGGCUGGUGUUCCGGGCGCUGGAGCAGCCCUUUGAAAAUAACCAGAAGAUCACCAUCACGGCAGAGAAGGCCGCCUUCCUCCAAAAACACCCGUGUGUGUCUCCUGAAGAGCUGGAGGCUAUUAUCAAGGUAAGACCCGGUCGAUACUUGGUCCUGGAUCAGGUCCCCAGCGAGGACUCAGGUCCAUCGAAACUCGAGCUUCAUAUUGAUCCAACACUAUUCACGCUGCACAGACACACACACUCCCAAGUCUGCCAAACUGGACUUGAUACUCAGUGUCUAGUACACACAAAUAGACGAGUCUCCUUACAUCCUUGAAAGUCCUUGAAGAGCCUAAAAGUAAUGUUUCUCUGGGGACAUUGUGUUUCCAUUGUUUCUCUGUCAUCAGACAAAGAAAAAAAUCUGAAAAUAAAAAAACUUGAAAAAAAAAAAAAAUAAAAAAAAAAAUAAAAGUCUCUGUUUAUCAGUUUAUAACAUAUCCAUGUGUAGCAUAUGGUGAGUACAAAAACUGAGUUCUGUUUGCCCAAACUAGCUCUAAUGAUCAAAGUCCUUAUGAAGACUCAAACACUUUUUCCACACAUGCACUUGAGAAAUUUCAAAAAUAUUGCAAGAGCUCUGCCCUUGCAAUUGUCUGAGUUGAAGUCAAGAUGUGUUGGUGUUAUUUAAAACUGAUGCGUGUCGCUAUUGUGGGUCCAGGCCACUUCCUAUUGUAGCAUGCUAUUAAAUAGCUUUGCAAAUGCACACAACCAUAUUUUUGGAUGACUCUACUAAAAUUUUGUAAGAAUUUUUUAACAAAGUAUCAACACAUGCACACAUGACUGAUAAUGCAAAAGAAGAAAGUAGGGGUGGGAGAAAAAAUGGAUACAGCAUAGUAUCGCAAUAUUUUGUCUGGUGAUAUAUCAUAUUGUCUCAUUUACCAAGUAUCGAUUUUUUUCAAAUUAAUUGUUAAUAUGAAGUUGAAUCUAUGAUAGUGGAAAAAUAAAAUCAACUGUUUGUCCAGUGAGGUUGACAGAGGUGACAUAACAGAGCAGGAGAAAGUUAGUACAACAAAUAUAUAUAAGGUUUGCAAGAUGUGCAACAUGAAAAUAGAAUACAGCGUAAAUAAGACAAACAUGAGGAAAGACAAACGCUAAAUUAGCUUAACAGUUGAAAAAUGUUAUAAAUUGCAAUAUAUUGUAUUGCAAUACACUGUAUUACAAAAUGUUAAAAAUCACAAUAAUAUUGUAUGGUGGCCUAAGUAUCGUAAUAAUAUCGUAUGGUGGUCUAAGUAUCGUGAUAAUAUCAUAUCGUGAUAAUAUCAUAUCAUGACCUAAGUAUCGUGAUAAUAUCGUAUCGUGGUAAUAUUGCAUCGUGAUAAUAUUGUAUUGUGGCCUAAGUAUCGUGAUAAUAUUGUAUCAUGAUCAAAUGAUCAAAUCAUAUUGUGAUAAAAUCGUAUUGUGAUAAUAUCGUAUUGUGAUAAUAUCGUAUCAUGAUCAUAUUGUAUUGUGAUAAUAUCAUAUUGUGAUAAUAUUGUAUUGUGGCCUAAGUAUCGUGAUAAUAUCGUAUUGUGAUAAUAUGGUAUCGUGGCCUAAGUAUUGUGAUAAUAUCGUAUUGUGAUAAUAUCGUAUCAUGGCCUAAGUAUCAUGAUAAUAAAUAAAUGGAUAUUUAAUGGAUAAUAAAUGGGCAAACUCUCAUUCACUCUGCAGUUGAGUUUUCAAACCCAGCACCAAAACUAGACUGUUGGCCACAUAACAUAGACGGAUCAACAUCAAAAAUGAUUUUUGUUCAUGUUAGCUUGCCCCAACUUUACCUUGAUAAACCAGGAGACAGACUGGAAAUAAUCCAAGUAAAGAUAGGGUGAAAACUUGGCAGCUUACCUAGGUAAUUUGGGAAAUUUUUCAGGAACAUUGUGUGAGUGUGAAAGCAGUUAAACUGAGAGGAAGAGGGAUGGGCGAUGUUUUUCUGCUGCAGUGCAUCUCGCAGACAAAAAUUAAAACUGAUUUUUAAAGACUCAUCUACAUAAUUUGUGUUUGUUAGAGAGCUGGCUCCAGUGUAGUGAAGCUGUUGCUGUGAUUGUGAAUGAAAAGUGGUUUAGGAUUUCCUGCACAGACCUCCACAAUGAGGCAGAGGAAACAGCUACUGUAUAGAUGAAGAGCCCUCUUGAUGGAGAUAUAUUACAACUUUGGUAUUAAAAAAACAAGUGGUUAUUCACGGCUUACCAAACAAUGAUAUAAGCAGUGAAGAAAAUGUGUUAACACUGUAAUAUUCUCAUGGAAAUUAUUACGUAUUCUGAAAAUCCAAUUUUUGUAUAUACAUCUGUCCGUCUGUCCUGUCUUAGCGUCUUGUUCUGUUUGGGGUUUGAACCUCUUCAAGAAAGAUUUUUUUGGUCAUUAUGGUUUUAUGUUUGGUCAGUGCAGAUAAUAUAGAAUUGAAUACUCUCUAUACCUGCUCUUUAAGUGACCUCAGGAAACUUCACGAGUGAUUUAGUCUUAUGUAACUUAAAGUGAUCGAUUCAAUAGAUCGAGCUCAUAAACAGAUCUCAUUUGACUCAUGCUGCAGCACUCACAGCCUGAGCGUGAAAACAGCCGCGUGUUUGGAUUGGACGUUAUUGACUUGCUCUGAAACCCUGGAUGAUAAUGGAAGACAUAAUGCAGAGAGAGAGCUGCUGUGGAUCAGAGCCAGCUUGCAUUUAAAGCCUGACACCUUCACACAGAAACCCAGAGCUGCAGAGAGAUGGCCGUAAGUAACAGCUCAGUAAUGGGAGGCGGUAAACCAGAACUCAGUUUGAAACAGACCCUGUGAUCUGGUUUAAUGUGGCUGAAUGAAUCAGACGAAAGUGGAGAUAGAGUCAGUAUCACUUUAUGCUCUAUCACUAUACAUGUGACAGAAUAGUAAAAAAUAUGUAGAUAUGAAUGAAACAGUUUAUAGAAAUCAUUUUUUUAUAGCCUAUUUUAUGAUUUCUAUAAACUGUUUCAUUCCUGAUUGAAGAACACAGAUUUUAGAUCAUUGCUUAUUUAAAUGAGCGUCAAAUUCAGAUCCUCAUUAUCUUAAUUAGUCAUUGUUUUACUCUGAGUCACUGGUAGGGUGUAUAUUUGCCUGUCUUGAAGAAUCACUGGUUUAACAUUAUCACAGUUCUCAGAUCAUUAACAACUGCAGAUGAUUUUGAUCAUUCUGAUUUUGGUUCCUCCUGUGAAAACUGUUCUUAUUUUUAGUUGCUGGUGGAGUGUGAAUGUGUCUGUCAUGGUACCCAUUUCUGUUGCCUGUCUUGGACUGUUUUUCCACUCUACAGUGAAUCAGAGUUUAUGACAGAUAUUACUCACCCUGCUGUGAGAUGAUAUUCAAAAGCUGAUAAGGAGAUUUAGUAACAGCAGCACACACUGUCUUCACACUUUAAGGGUUCAAGCAGAUUACACUUGAUUUUAUUUGCUGUAAAGUUCCGUGUUUGGUCUAAUGACGUUGAUCCACCCAGACAUGUGAAGCAGAAAUGAAAGGUGAAGUCCAGUUUUUUUUAUUAGUGGUUUAAGUUUCACAAAGACGAUUUUACAGUGACAGUGUUUAAAAGCCAGAUCAUUCUGAGUCAUGGAGGAGCGCUGGCAGGUCUCCCUUUGAUUGUUUUUCAAACAUGCUCAAAAAGGAGCAUAUUUUACCAGGAUACUGAACUCUACAGGGAGAAGUAUGUCCUCUGAAGGUUAUAAUCUGUUCUCUGCCAAAAAAACAUAUUUUUAAACUUCUCUGAUAUUCGUUAUUAACUUUAAAGCUGUGCAACACUAAUCAAAAUUGUUGCUAACAUAACACUUACUGCUUAACAAGGUGAAAACUGAAUGCAACGCUAACAGGGUAUUUAUUCAUAGUAAUAACACUUAAAGGGCUAUUUCAAACAAUCCAAAAUGUACUGUCCGAGACUCAUGGGCAAAGUGAAUCAGGGCAUGUCAAACCAUAUAUUUCUAAAGUAAAGUGAGGCACAGGGUGCAAAGAUGUUGAAUUAUUCAUAAGUGUGUGCCGGGUGUAACAUGAAUCAAACCAAUCAGUAUUGUCUGUUCUCACUCCCUUGGGCUGACAUGUAGUGUUUAACCUGUUUCCUUUGCUGUGCCUCAUAAAAAUGCAGAAAACACACACAGGUUGACAUACAGCAGCACAAUUUAUCAGUUAUUUAAAAACUCAAGACACAUCUGUGGUACGAGACAAGAUCUAAUGAUAACAUCGUGCAUGCUUGACAUGAAAAAAAGGGUGGAAACAGUUCAGUCUUUGUUAAAACCUGUGGGCGAAGUGCUGAUAGUUAUUUUAGAAGGCUGUAAAAUAGAAUAACCCCUUAGUUGUGUGUGAGUGUGUCUGUCUCUACAUGUAGUGGAGAAAGAGCGAUGCAUGGGGAGCUUGGCAACAGUCUUGGUCUGCAGUUUCUGGCCCAUGUAGGGCUGAGGUGAGUCAGGCAUAUGAUGAGGUAGCAGUGUUGGUGCCCAAACAAUCUGGCACCCUUUAGUGUUGUGUAGUUCGUGAACGAUUCGUUCAAAAGACCUGAAUCGUUUAAGUGAACGUACUGAACCGAAUCACUUCCUCGAGUGGUUUGUUUGUUUCUCACUUUAGUUGAGCUAAAGUGAGAAACAGCAUUGCCAGUUGAGCAGCCAGCGAACGCAGGACCGCAUGCACCGACAUCUGAAUCACUUGGUGAACGAAUCACGCAUUGAACUACACUUUCUGGAAUCAUUUUUGUCAGACAAAACUAUCUACCACAACAACUUGCAUACAAUAGGACACAGUAUGUAACAAAUAGUGCAUUAAACCUGCAGCAUCCUAUCAUUACAGCCAGAACGGUGCAUGUUCAGUUUGAAUUCUUCUAAACGUUCAGUGAAUUAAUCACUCACUGAGCCCAGUUUACUGAGCAGACCUAAUAAAUAGCAUACCAUAGGACAGUACACUUAAAACAUCAUGAUUCAUAAACAAGUUUAUUUUUACAAACCUGUUUGCCAAAGCAACACAGCUAAACACUCGUGUCUCCCAGUCCAAGAAGCUUUUAAUUAAACUGAAUCCUGAACUGGUUAGCUGCAUAUCAGUUCAGGAGGUCAGAGUUGCAGGCGUCUCCCGCAGAGCGCCACAUGAUUUGGUGAUUGAAUCUUUUGAACUAAUCUUUUUAGUGCACUGAUUCUAGUGAUUCAGUACAUCUAAAAGAACCGCCAUGCCCACCACUAACACCUUUACACCUGCCCCAUACCAGGAGAAGUAUUAUUCCAUGUCCUCUCAACUGUUUAGAUCAUCGAUAUACAGUUAUUUUCUUAGGAUUGAAAGCAGAAAUAUGAGGUUUUUAAUGUGUGUAAUUAACAGAAGAACACACGAUGUGAACAUGACAGUGAAUGAAACUUGUGCUGCAUCUGAGAAUGUGCCAGAUGCACAAUAGGGUCCUUAAAAUUAGCAGACAGUAUACUCAUUAACAAGGAUUACUGGAGGAGCCAAGCCAACAAAGUCAUUUGUGAUAAUGACACUCACAGGUACACUGCUGAAGAUUUGACGGCACAGAGCCAAGUAUAGAGAGAGUGUGUGUGUGUGUGUGCUACACAGUGUGCAAGCAGAGAUUCAGUCCUGACUGUGAGUUUGACCUUCAGACACAGCAAUCCAUCGCAAACACCUGCCAAGAGAAUCAUUGCACAGUGCACACACACACCGACAUACACACCAAGCAUAUACAGAGAGGACCACUGAGGGAGAGACCUCUUCCUGAAAUUACAUAACAGGAUGACCAACCUGAGAGGUGUGACUCGAACUGUGGUGAAUAAACAGUGAGGAUGUUACAUGGUGUUUUCUCUUUACAUGGUGCCAACAGUGCGGUGAUACAGUAUGAAACAGUUUGUCAGUUGCUUUGGUUCAUGACAUAAUACGUCAACUGGGAGACAGUCAAGAAGUAACAGGCUGAAAAAGAGGCAUGUCGCCACCUACUGAAACAGAGGUGGACAUACUUUCGUCCACAAACUGAUUCUGGCCCAGUGCCUGUUAAAGGGAUAUUCCGGCGUAAAAUUAAUUUUGGGCCAAACACACUGUAACACCAGGUUAGACACCCCUUCGAGAGAUAAUUGUUGCCGACCGCUUGCUUCUCUAGUUAUACCAACUUUAGUAACGACUGCAGGAUAGCAAUAGACAGCGGUCUAAGGAGCCAUAAACAAAUCUCAACCAAAAAGCCACUCUAUGAUCAUUACUUCAUUGGGACCCUAUAUGUAACGUUGAUGAAGUUAGGUGCUGUUCUGAGCAUUAUUUGUGGCUAUAGAGUGGCUUUUUGGUUGAGGUUUGUUUAUGGCUUCUCAGACCAUUGUGUAUUGCUAUUGUGCGGUCGUUACUGAAGUUGGUAUAACUAGAGAAGCAAGCGGUCGGCAACAUUCAUCUCUCAAGGGAGUGUCUAACUUGGUGUUACGGUGUGUUUGACCCUAAAUUAAUUUUACGCCGGAAUAUCCCUUUGACUGUAACAAGAGGAGUUGUCCAAUUGAGUGGUCAGAUUGAGCUUUUACCCUGUUAGGUUAUAUUAGUUUCUUAUUCGCAAACAAUCAGUUUCAGCGCAAAAUCAUGUUUAUUUUGCAAGAACUUUGAUUUUCUUGUGUAAAAAUUUUAGUCAAGCAAAAAAAAAUCGAAUCAGUUAGAAUAAAAAAUCAAUAAUGUGCUCAAUUAAUAAUUUGUAAUGAUUACUAUUAAGCAGAUAAGUGUGUUAACAUCUCUUCCUCAGUUUUCUCCAUGUACUUCCUCACAGUGUUCUCUUUCAGUGAGCUCUCAGACUACUAAUACAUGACCUUUUUCUGGACGGGCCACAUAAUAGUAGACUUUGUGGAAGGCAUCAUGAACAUUGCCAUUUUGGUGGCCAGCUGGCUUGCUCUCUUCCAGCCUCUUAGAUUUGAUUGGAAAUGAAACAGCCAAUCAGAAUUAACCCUGUCCGAAUCCUGAUUGGUUGGCAUAUGUGACCUUUCAUUCAGGUGAUGAAUGUGAUGCAGAGGAUUCAUAUGAGGCCACUGAUGCAGCGGAUAGAGGAGAAUGUGUUGGCUGUCAACACGCUGUGAAGCUGCAGUAAAUAGCAUAAGAACAGCAAUAUGUUCCUCGUCAUUCCAUAAAUGAUUCACAAAAGGUGUUAACUCUAAUUUCCCUCAGAGGAGACAGGCUGGAGGGGGAUUAAUUUCCAGCGCUCAAUGCCAUAAGGAAUCGAACAGUUAUUUAUUAUUAAUUCCCCCUUAGGUAUUUAAGCUGCUGUUUUCAGGUGUUUUCUCCAGACCACCUGCUGAAGUUAUUUACAUGCACAAAAUAUUUCAGACAGCACAGAAACGUAUUGAGAAUGAAUUAUGGGAAAAGACUUGUUUUGAUUCUGUAAAGGUAUCGAAGUGGAAGAUGACAUUGUGGCCCAUGUGAGACUCAGAAACUGUUUUAAUUUCUGUUCAUAAGGAAGCUCAAAGUGUGAUUCGUAUGAAAAGUACAGCAUGUGCUACCAUGCUUUACAAGUUCAGGUAUGAGGUAAGAAAGGUCACUGUUUGGCCAAGUGAUGACCACAAGAAAGGAAGCAGUUUUGACCUUUUAAGUAUUACAUCUUGCCCUCACAGAGAGUUAUUGUCUGUGGUUAAACAAUCCCACACGUACUUAGACUUAGACUGACCAGCAUCUUAUAAGGACAGGAUCUUUGUGCCACUUCAACCUCAGAUCUUUUUAACCUGACCAGAUUUCAGAUCUGCUGCCUGACACUCCCUAUUUUCAGGUGUUUUCUUCUGUGUUUGUAUUUGAUAGACUCAAACAGAUUUUUUCCUGAUGGUGUCUUUUCUUGUCUUUCAGCACUCUGUGGAUGCUGUGAAUGCUGGCGUGAGUCCCAUUGGUGACACAUCCUAUAACUCCAGUCACUGGGAUCUUGGCAGCUCCUUUUUCUUCGCUGGGACAGUCAUCACGACUAUAGGUACUGACAUUAUGCAGAUUAAUUUAAUUUAAUCAAAUAGAUCAAUAUAAUUUUUUCAUCACUGAGCUAUCUCAGGACAUUUUCCAUAAAGAGCUUGUCGUUAUUUGUUACAUUAACAGACAUUUUGAAUAAGCACAUGGGAACAUUUAUUUAGUAGGUCAGAGUGGCAUGAAAAACUUCAUUUAACAGGCAGGAACAAGACUUGUGUCGAACAGACAUCUGCUGCGACUGUGUGGGCUGAGAAAGAGAGUGAGAAAGAGAGAGAUGGACAGAGAUAAACAAACAGCAACGAAAUCAGGACAAAACAGACUUCAGUCUACAACACAAAUAAGAAUAGUAAAAAUGUGUCUGGUAUUAGCAGCAUUAGCAUUGAUCUAUUAAGAUAAGUGUGACUAAUAAGAAUAAUAGAUACAGCUUGGGUCAGCAGGUAUUAACAUUUAUGAAUAAAGGAAUAUGUUUUUUGCUUUUUAUCUAAGAAUAUACCACUGCGAUUUUGUGCUAGGUCCCGGUGCAGUCUAGGCCCACAAACAACAUAUACCUAGAUGCUGCAUUGACUAACUGGUUUGUGCAUCAUCGUCGCUGCCAUAUUGCUGAGGGCAUUUUGAAAAGAUGCUCAUUCUCAUGUAUUCAGAUACCAGAAGACUUACUCUCAAAUAUAUACGUACAUAUAUUUAAUUUUUUUUAUUAUUAUUUUUUGUGCCUUAUUGAUUCUCAUUUUGAGUACUUUAGGUCAGCUGGUAAGUAAAUAAAAUAAAAUAUAAAAAGACAUAAAUGAUGUACCUUAAAUGAAAGAGGUAUAAACAACUGGGGUAAAAACCCAGGAAGGGAAAGAAAAAGUUCUGUACAGGACAGUUUAUAACAUUAUGUUGGAAGCAAAAAGUUAAAUGAAAGUUUUUACAGUGGCAUGAUGAAAGGAGAAACUUCACAUGAGGACAAUGUAAACUAAUGAGGCUCAAGAUAACAUCCAAAUUAUUGUAAUAUUAUAUAAUCAUGUGUUCGUCCGCAUAAUCAACAAUCAUUGACUACAUAAACAAUUAAUCAAAAUGAGAGUUCAUAAUGUUGCUUCUUAUUCAGAAAACCCGCAGUGUCCACAUCUGCUUGUAUUUGUUGAAGGAUAUAACAGAUGCUUUAACAUAUUGCUGCAGCAGGAGAACACAGCCAAUGUGAUGUAUACAUUUCUAUGUCUAAGCCUAAAGCAGCAUAACUAAGACCAGGUCCGAGCCUGGACCGGCCCUAACCAUAAACAGUUUUAUGCUCACUAUUACAAGAAGAGAGGGUAUCUACCUCACAGACCCUGACUCAUAGGUGAUUCCAAAGGAGAGGGGCUGAUGACUGAAGGCUCUACCUCCCAGACUACUUUGAGACAUUAUAGGUGCUGUGAGUAAUGGGGCUCUCUAGUGCGCAUCCUAAUUAAAACAUUUUUCCUCUCUCCUCCUCUUAUUUUCUCCCUCUUUUGAUCCUGCUCCCUUUCCUGCCUCCUCUCUCCUCCCCUUCCUUUCUGUCUCCUUCACUUCAGGUUAUGGAAACAUUGCUCCCAGCACAGAGGGGGGAAAGAUCUUCUGCAUCCUGUAUGCCAUAUUCGGAAUUCCUCUGUUUGGCUUCCUGUUGGCGGGUGUUGGAGAUCAGCUGGGAACCAUUUUUGUAAAAAGCAUCGCCAAGGUGGAGAAAAUGUUCAGGGUGAGUCAGCUUUAUAAACAUUACACUAUGCUUGACACGUCGUUAUUUGUAAUUAAUCACUUAUCAUUGAUAUUUUUUAUUAGUGAUGCACAAAAUGAAUUCUUUUUGGAGCUUAAAUGAUAAGUGAUGAGAUAACCAAUCUCUCUUUUUUUCUUUUACCACGUUUUUGUACAAAAAAGUGUCAUUAUGUUUUAUCUAUGCAAACCUGUCGUUAAAAAAUACUAAUAGGUAACACUUUUCAAUAACCCUAACCUAUAAAUGGUAAAUAGACUAUUUUUAAAUGGUAAGCAGAUAGUUUAUUAAUGUUGAAUUGUCAUUUAUAAAUAGCAUACAGACCAUUAAUAAAUUGUAAAUUUUAAAAACCUAACCCUAACUUUACAAUCACCAUCUAAGUAAUGUUUAUAGAUUGUUUAAAAACCAAAUAUUAACCAUUUACAAAGUGCUACUGACACACAUUUUAAUCCAGAUGCUUUACAACCAAUAUUUUAACCCUAAAUAAACCUUUAAUAAAUAGUCCAUUAAUAAUUAAUGAAAAUUAUUAAUCAUAAUUUCAUUGCUUGUUAAUGGUAAGGUAACUAUUAACUUACAUUAUUACACUAUCUAUUUGCCAUUUAUAAAUUAUGGUUAUUGUAAAGUGUUACUGACUAAUGUAUGGUAAAAAAAAUAUGAAUGUAUGAUUAAUAUUUUUACAAUUAGUUCUCGGCACCUUGAAAGAACCUCAAAAAGCUUUAAAAAUCCUGUUCUGUUUCCAUGGUGACAACUCAGAGUUAACACCUGAAGUUAUCACUACCUUCCCAUAAUGCCCACUUUUGAUGGAAACAUUUAAUACACUUGGAAACUGAAUGAGUCUUAGAUGCAACUUGUUUCUAGUGAACCAGAUGGUGCCAAACACAGAAACUUGAUUAAUUUAUAGGCAGAAAUAUUUAAGGGCACUUUGUUUAUAAGUAGACUAUAUCACUGCGGGACAUGUUAUAUAUCAGCCACUUUCAGCAGUAUUGGAUGGUCCUCAGUAUUAGAAAGUGUCAGAAAGUUGUCAGAAAGUUAACGCAUCCUUAGGGUUCAUAGUAGCAUUCUGUAUCCUGUGGUGCUAUCCUGUGGUGAUCAGAGGUAUUGCAGAAAUACAUUCAGGCACACACACAUACAUGGGGUAAAGUUUCUCCCUUUCAUCAGUUUCUGUUACACAAACUGUGACUCAGACUGAAAAACACAGUGGUAUACUCUGGCAUUAAAACUUUUCGAAGCCAGCGGUCAUGCUGAUGUGAUAAUUAGCUCAGUUCAUCAGAGUCCCCAUAGACUCUGCAGGCCUCUGCACAAUCCCAAACACUCAGAACCCUUCUGUCUGUGUGUCCUCUAGAAUAAACAUAACCAGAUCAGCCAAACCAAGAUCCGUGUGGCCUCCACUCUCCUCUUCAUCCUGGUGGGCUGCAUCCUCUUCGUCACCAUCCCGGCAGUGAUCUUCAAACACAUUGAGGGCUGGUCGGCGCUGGAGUCCACAUACUUUGUCGUCAUCACGCUGACAACUGUCGGGAUCGGCGACUAUGUGGCGGGUAAAACUGCUCAUAAUAAAAAGUCAUUCGUGGAAAUGUCUGAGAGGAUCAUAAAACUUUUGAUGUUCUCACUGAGUAAAAAACAACAGCCAAAUUAUGGAUAAAAAAUAGACACAAUUGUUUUUGAUGAAUAAUUAUUGUUCAUUUUUUAUGACUAAUCAACCUGACCUUGAAACCAAUGUCAUUUUCAUAACAUGAUGAUGAAGAGCUUCACAGCUGUCAAACAAUAGAAGAUUUAAUCUGAAAACAGAUGACGUGAUUGGUUCAUCUGAGUCUACUGAUCUGUAUUAAUAGUUUUGAUGUGCAGGUAGCCACAGUCUGUAUUUACCUCAACGCUGGAGUUUCAUGUUCUCUGUCUAUGUGUCAUCAUGGAGGAGAGGUCUAUGUGUUACAGGUGGACGGUUCUUUUUUUAGCAGAGCAGGUCUAAGGCCAGUGAGUAGGAGUGAUGACGCUGACUGUGGUUGAUUGAGGGAGCUGGAGAUGACUGUGGAUGAUGACAAAAGAGUGUUUUGCAGAGAUUCAGUAGAUGAAGUGAUGAACUCCUCCUUUCUCUCUUUUUCCUCUUCGUUCUCUUUCUCCACAUCCCAUAUCUUCAGGGGGUGAUCGUCGGAUAGAGUACAGGCAGUGGUACCGUCCUCUGGUCUGGUUCUGGAUCCUGGGGGGUUUGGCCUACUUUGCUGCAGUACUGAACAUGAUUGGAGACUGGCUUAGGGUGUUGUCCAAGAAGACAAAAGAGGAGGUAUGUAAUGAUGAAGAGGAGGAGACACUGCUGAUGUGGAUCAUGCCAGCAAAAUUGAAAGUAUUCUAUGUUCAAGUGUGUUGAAGUUGAUAAGUUGUAAAAUUGUCAUUUCAUUCACACACAGACACACAACAUAGAGGGGAAAAGAUCCAACAAGAGUCACGUAUUGAUUGGUUGAAAUGAUUGUAGAUAAACCACCAUCACAUCAAGUUAGACAUCACUCUUAUUGAUCAUAUCAGCUAUAACCAUGGCUCAACUAAUUGUGCAUGCAAGUGUACAGAGUUUUGGUUCACAGUAGCAGUAUUUAUUUCUGCUCAGUUAAAGGUGGGGUAGGCAGGAUCCUAGGAAGCGCCAGUUUUGGGGAGAAAUCUUGAAUGUAAACACUACCCCUUUCCAACCGGUUUUCCCCUCAGCUCCUCCUCUCCCCUCCUUCUCUGCUCCAGCAAGCCCCGCCCACAAAAAGACGCUCUUGCUCGCUCGUAUUGUUCCAAUUAAAUUCAGAUAUAAUGCAGAUAAAUAAUUCAGAUGAUUACAAAUGGGGCCCAGUCAAUGUGAAAGUAUAAAGCAUUGGUGCCAACAGACUACCAGCAAACACAAUGUUUGCAGGACUUCUACAACUAGGAUAAAGGGACAUAGUCAAGGACCCGAGGUAAACAGUAAUCAGCGCUACAUCUGUUACAGACACUUGGCUUACUUUGUUAAAGUGGUUUACCUGUCCAGCAGAAAGGUUACAGGGUCCACAAGAUCCCCAAGUGUCCCCCAUUGUUUAUGCUGAUAUUGACCCGUCUUUUUAGUUCUUGUCUGGCUGGUCUACCUCCUUUUUAAGUGCCUUUUAUUCCGCCAGAGUCUCCAGUAUUUACUUCAUUUUCUUGCUUGUGUUGGCAGUCGUGGCCAAAGGAGGAUUCAGACAGUUUUCUGUGCUUUCUGGUUGGUUUCUACUGCCCGAUAUUGUAGCAAACUAACUUUGUUUGAGCUCGUGAACGACACUGGGGAGCAGCGUCUGCCUCACAACGAAUCAGGUUAGGGGAGGUGGAGAACGGCUUUGUUUACAAUCAGAAUGAGUGGGCUGCUCAAAAAACAAAACACAGACAUAACGAAACAGCGAUAUCGUUAUAUUACCAAAUGUCAUUAAUAGCUAAUAGCUAUUGACUGAUAAUCAAAGCUUUUUUGUGUAUACACCACAGAAAAGCUGCUUCUUUAAGGGAAUCCUGCCUACUCCACAUUUAAGUGAAAUCAAUGUUCACAAUAAACAAAAUGAUUUUUCAUUAAUAUUUGUAGAUAUCCAAUCACAGUUUAGACUCUGCUGACUUUGGCUUUGUCUCUGUUUGGUCAGGUUGGAGAGAUCAAAGCUCACGCUGCAGAGUGGAAAGCCAAUGUGAGAGCAGAAUUCAGAGAGACACGGCGGCGAAUGAGUGUGGAGGUCCACGACAAACUGCAGCGUGCUGCCACGAUCCGCAGCAUGGAGCGGCGACAGCUUGGACUCGACCAGCGUGCGGUGUCACUAGACAUGUUGUCCCCAGAGCGCCGCGCCAUCUUCAACAGCCUUGACACCAACAGCUACAAGACCUCCUCCCAGGAGAGCAUAGACAUCAAGCUCAACAACCUCCGCGUGCGAGGGGCAGAGCACUGCGAGCGCCGCUCUGACCAUCAGACCACAUCAGAGGACAACAUCUUCAACCGGCUCGGCUCGGUCACCAAACUUGCCAAACGCAGCAGAAAUCGAGAGCUGAAGAAGAACAUCCCUAAUGAGGCCCGCCGGCCGCACAGCGAGGCCUUUGGCUGUGGCACACCCACUUUCGAUUGCAGCACGCCGUGCGCUGAAGAAGAUGGGAAGAGGAAGGAUGACGGAGAGGAGGAGACAGAAGACAAAGAGUGCAACACAAGCUUAUCUGAUUUCCCGCUGUUUGUGGAGGCAUGUAAAAUUCAGAUCGGGCUCAACAUCGAGACCAAAGAGGCGGAGAGCGAGAAAACGCUGCAACUUGAGACGGACCCAUAG
Molecule: messenger RNA, 16780 nt
Organism: Xyrichtys novacula (pearly razorfish)
Lineage: Eukaryota; Metazoa; Chordata; Actinopteri; Labriformes; Labridae
Source: the annotation of a GenBank genome assembly